AUGUCGAAUGCUCUAGACGCCGUUGCAAUUCAUCUCUACAGUGAAUUACUUGAACUCCUUCAAGAGGAGAGAUUUGGGACCUAUUUGUUUGAGGGAGCGGUUACCCACACUACCAUUGACCCUCUUCCCAACAUUAUAGUAGCAUCAUAUAGGAACAAUCUAAACGGAUCAGUCAAUCUGGGAAGAAUAUUGGCCCUUUUGUCUACUUUUCCCGAGGUCGUCCAAUUUGUCCAACCAACGAUCGUCCCGUUCUUCGACUCUACCGUUGGGAUCUACGUCUAUCACAGACGCGUCAAACAUUUCAUUGUUUGCAAGAAUGAUCCCAAUGUUAGGAAGGUUAUGCCACUAUUGGCAUGGGUCCAAUCAAUAGUCUCUCCUCCCCAAGAUUCUGAUUCUGAGUUGGGUUUGGAUUCCUCUUCAGACUCUGAUUCAUCUUCCUCUUCCUCUUCUCAAUAA
Molecule: messenger RNA, 456 nt
Organism: Cavenderia fasciculata
Lineage: Eukaryota; Evosea; Eumycetozoa; Acytosteliales; Cavenderiaceae
Exons: 2
Coding region: 1-456 (151 amino acids)
Source: RefSeq, a predicted model, not a curated record